CCUUCCGCCAACGCGGGUCGGAAACCGGAGCCCAGAGACGGGGACGCCAGGCCCGGAGCCGAUGCGCUCCUACCCGCUGGCUAGGCGCCCCCAGGGUUUUGGCCAAAUUGGGCGAGGGCACAAAGUAACCACUUACCCCUUCUCACCGAGGACGAACGGGGGAAAGGGUAUGGCACUGUCUCAAGGCUGGGUGAAGAGAUACUUCAAGGCCUUUUGUAAAGGCUUCUUUGUGGCGGUGCCUGUGGCAGUGACUUUCCUGGAUCGGGUUGCCUGUGUGGCAAGAGUGGAAGGAGCAUCAAUGCAGCCUUCUUUGAAUCCUGGGGGGAGCCAGUCAUCUGAUGUGGUGCUUUUGAACCACUGGAAAGUGAGGAAUUUUGAAGUACAACGUGGUGACAUUGUGUCAUUAGUGUCUCCUAAAAACCCAGAACAGAAGAUCAUUAAGAGAGUGAUUGCUCUUGAAGGAGAUAUUGUAAAAACUAUGGGACACAAAAACCGCUAUGUCAAAGUCCCCCGUGGUCACAUCUGGGUUGAAGGUGAUCAUCAUGGACACAGUUUUGACAGUAAUUCGUUUGGGCCGGUUUCCCUGGGACUCCUGCAUGGUCAUGCUACUCACAUCCUGUGGCCUCCAGAGCGCUGGCAGAAAUUGGAAUCUGUUCUUCCUCCAGAGCGCUUGCCCAUUCAGAGUGAAGAGGACUGCCUGCGUGGAUCUCCCUGAGCUGCUGCUAUGGGGAGGCACCACCACCAACCCCAGGAAGAGGGAUGGAGAAGAGGAACACCAUAGGGGCAAAGCUUCCCCCAAGAUGAUGCAGUGCAAGAAACAUUUCUAUCAGUCACAUUAAGAUGAUCUGUAUUAGUAGAGAAAGAGUUUUAAAAUAUUUAUUAAACAGUAUUAAAUGUCACCUGAUUUUGUGUUAAAUUGUAAUACCGUUUAAUGCCCAAAAAAUGCAGACCUUUGGGAAUAUGAAAAUUUUAUUCCCAUAUUUCUCAAAGGGGAUAAAUUUUGGAUUUUUUUAUGCAUACAUAUUCUAUUGAUUGUUAGGUUUUGAUUUUGGAGCUUGCUGCUGGAAGGAUAUGAAGACUAAUAUUUACUUCCAUCACAUAACAUUACUCAGUUACUCUUAAGAUGGAAGAUAGAUGAAGAAACAUUAUACACAUAGUGUUUGUUAGGAAUUAUAAUUGACAGUAUCUACAAUGCAGUGACUGUCAGUUAGGAAGAACAGUAAACUAUGAUGUAAAAAUAAAACACUGAUUUGUUCAGGUACUGUUUUGGGUGUUUAUUAUUUGACCUGUAAUAAUCAUCCAUUAAUAAGGAAUACAUUCUCUCUUUGGGAAGGAAGGAAGUAAUGGGGAAUCAAUUCUCUCAAUAUUUUCAUAUAGCCAAAUCUUUCUUACUGGCCCUUUUUUUUAAUCCAGAACUUCUUAGUGAUCUCAUGCCUAUUCACAUUGAUGAGUGAACCUAUUUGUCAAUAUUCGGUUACUGUUUGGUAAAAUGUUCUGAGUGAAAUGGAAAAAUCACUCCAGAUCAAACAAGUUUGAUUUUUUUCCCUCCCAAUGAUUUUUCAGUGCUCAUGUCUAUAAUUCUGAAAUCACUAUUGAAAAGUGGAGUAAUAUUGGCAUAAUAGAUUUUAUAAUUGUAUAGCUAAGGAGGUAAAUUCCCUGCAUGCAAGUCUAUAUGUAUGAAGCUUUUCUUUUUUUCCUCCCAUUGGUUGGAGGUUUGUGCUUAUGGAAACUACAUCUCUAGCUCAA
Messenger RNA from Balaenoptera musculus (blue whale), 1746 nucleotides. It is a transcript of the gene IMMP2L, whose product is annotated as inner mitochondrial membrane peptidase subunit 2. Lineage: Eukaryota; Metazoa; Chordata; Mammalia; Artiodactyla; Balaenopteridae. The record is from RefSeq and is a predicted model, not a curated record. Gene Ontology annotation, molecular function: serine-type endopeptidase activity. The transcript has 7 exons. Bases 62 to 715 code for a protein of 217 amino acids. Gene Ontology annotation, biological process: mitochondrial respiratory chain complex assembly. Gene Ontology annotation, cellular component: membrane; mitochondrial inner membrane peptidase complex.